Messenger RNA from Cyanistes caeruleus (blue tit), 2996 nucleotides. The record is from RefSeq and is a predicted model, not a curated record. NCBI's taxonomy places the organism in Eukaryota, Metazoa, Chordata, Aves, Passeriformes, Paridae.
UAGAUGUUCCUUUCAAACACUGAAACAACCAAUGACUAUUACAAAACCUUUGGGGAGGGAACAAAGGUGUUCUUUUAAGUGUCUGAGCAAAAAGAUUUUUUGCUGAGAAGAAAUCAGACUUCUUGCAUGGCUCAGCAAAGAUUGCAGCAGCAUUGGAGUGUCUGUGGUGGAGGCAUCAGCACAGGGCACAUGACAGCCAGCAGCCAUUUGAUUAGUGACAACCUGUGCUAGACACAAAAUUGCAGCAGUAGAUAAAUGGCAUUUACAGCCCUAUGACUAAUGUGCUGAGCUGUCCCUAUGGGUAUGAAUAUUUUAGAGAUCACCCAUGUUGGAAUUGAACAGUGGUUUGAAAGGAACACUGACGUCUGAAAUUCACUCUUACACCUACUAUUGGCUUUUGAAUGAACAGCCCUCCCCCCCCUGCAAGCUCAAAUCCAAAGAUCAGCUGAGGACAUUAUCCUUACAGCACCCCUCUCUUGAGAUGCUCAUUUCCACUUCCUCUGCACGUGAGUAAAUAGUUUGAAGGUAUCACAUUCCUCUCUGUUUAGUCUGCUCCGUGUGAUAAAUGCCAAUUAGUAGCAACAGCUAAGAAUUACAACUUCUGUCCCUACCGGGGAAUAGCUGGAAUUGGGCAAGAGAAAGUGAUGAUGGAAACAAUAACAGUGUUAAAUGCUGUUCACCCUUGCAGAGCUCUCUGUAGUUCCAGCUCUGCUGGCAUGAGGUGUUGCUGAGGAAGAGUGUGUGCUGCUUCACCUGUGAAGGGCAAACAAGGCUGUGAGGCAGAGGUGAUAUUCCCUGUUUCUCCUCCUGUGGAAAAAUAGAUCUGGAAGGUUAUGAUAGCAACACCCUCAUUUUUCAGAGCUUAGUUCGUAAUAGGGCACUAUUUAUGGGCUAAGUAACAGAUUGGGGCCACAUUUGCAUAAGAAAGACCAAUGCUGCUGUAAAUUACAUCUUGCUCUCUGCAAUACCAUAAUUACACACUUUAUGGUCUGUAAACAUCAUGUUUAAAGACAACUGAGUCCAAGCACAUGCUAACCUAUGUGUAUCUUCACCUUACCCAUGGAAGCAAAGCCUGUGGCUGGUUGAGGGCACUGUGUAGCAACAGUUGGAGUAAUUUUUAGACUUAGUACAACAGCAUGGAAAAUGGACUGCUGUUUUUUUGCCAAAUUCCACAGUAACCCUUAUUGCUUUUAACAAAUACACCUUUGACCCAUUCAGUUGCACUGGCAGUAGCUAGUUUGUGCUCUAACCAUGAGUUAGUGAAUUAUAAAAACUACUUAUCUUUAGGGUGUUGGUGGCUUUUCUGUCCUCAGGUACAAUGAUGAAAAAACUUACCUGCAGAGAUGUAUUCCACGUGCUUAACUGAGUAACAGCAUGCACAUACACAUGGGGAUCACUGCCAGCACUAACAGUGACAUGGCACUGGCUUCACAUGACUUGUCUGGGAGGGGACAGGCAGCUCCUGCUUGGAAACACCCCUGUUGCCCUGGCCUAAACCCUCAUAAAGUUUCAACAGCAGUAGUGAAAAGUGAGGAGUUGAACUCUGGGCUCUGAAUAGACACAAAGGACCUCUCCUAAGCUACCAUCAGCAGGAGUCCAUUGUCAGCUUUUCUAGGAACGGGGGUUCCCCUGAAACCGUGCAGUGCUUGGUAGGACAUCAAACACCAGGUCUGGUCCUGUGUCUGUUCACAUGGAGAGUGGCUGAUAUGCAGCUGUUCAGGUGACCAGUUUAUUCCACCUUUCUGAAACGCUGCAAGAAGAGUACUCCCAAGAGGCUUCCCUCUGUCAUCAAGAUGGAAACGGAUUCUGGAUAUUCCUCCACUGCUGAGCUGCAGAAGCAGGGAAAGAAGCUCUCAGAUGCCUUGAGGAUCAGUGCCUACGUCUUCAGUACAGGCCUGCUCAUGUUCACUGCCUUAGUGAACUCUUGCUCUUGGUUUAUGCAGAAUAUAAAUUUAGGCAAUUUCUGGCAAACAGUAUGGUUGGAGUUCUACGACUAUAUGGAGGGAGAUGAGUGGACAAUCUUCCUCAUUGGGGCUGCAUUGGUGCCUGCACUUGCUUUCUGGGGCUUCAAUGGAAUCCUUCUGGUGGCUGAUAUAACAGGAAAGCCAACUUUUAUUACUCGCUAUCGCAUUCAGCUGGGCAAGAAUGAUCCUGUGGACACAAAGAAACUGUGCAAAGCCAUCUACACAGUGCUGGGUAAUCAGUUCUUUAUCUCCUUUCCCAUGCUUGUGCCCAUGUUCUACGUCAUGAAAUGGUGGGACAACACCUUCAGCAAGGAGUUACCAACCUUCCAGUGGUUUCUUGUGGAGCUAAGCAUUUUUACUGUAGUAGAGGAAAUUCUCUUCUAUUAUACACACAGGCUUGGUCACCACCCAGUGCUGUAUAAGCACAUUCACAAGAAGCACCACGAGUGGACAGCCCCCAUCGGUUUGGUCUCCAUUUAUGCUCACCCAAUAGAACACAUAGUCUCCAACACUCUGCCUGUCAUGACUGGCCCGAUGAUCAUGGGAUCUCAUAUUGUUUCAGUUUCAGCAUGGUUUUCCAUUGCUCUUGUAACAACAAGCAUUUCUCACUGUGGCUACCACCUGCCCCUCCUGCCAUCUCCAGAGUUCCACGACUUCCACCACCUCAAGUUCAACCAGUGCUACGGAGUGCUGGGAGUGCUGGAUUUUCUGCAUGGCACAGACAAAAUGUUCAGACAAACCAAAGCCUUCGAGAGACACAAGAUCCUACUCGGCCUCACGCCGCUCUCUGAAAGCAUCCCUGAGCCACCCAAGAAAGCUGAGUGAACCAGCCCAGCACCUCCUGCCCAGCCUGGUGAUGAGCAGACAGAGACAAUGAUUUAUGCCAAAUAGUAUUUUAAUCAGGAAACAAGUUCUUGUGCACACAUAAAACAUAAAACUGAAGUUAAAUAUGCUGCUUGAAAUGACUGCACUUUUGCUGCCACUGUUUUCUAAGACAGUCACAAAAAAACUGCUCUAGAAGUCUGUUUUUAA